AUGAUGACGAUGAGCGAUGACGGAGACCGCACCUGCCCGCUCUGCGCCGAGGAGAUGGACAUCACUGACCAGCAACUCAAGCCCUGCAAAUGUGGCUACGAGAUUUGUGUCUGGUGCUGGCACCACAUCAUUGACAUGGCUGAGAAAGAGGACACAGAGGGGCGCUGCCCUGCCUGCCGCACACGCUAUGACAAGGACAGGAUUGUUAAGAUGGCUGCCACGUGUGACAGAACGGUAGCAGAUAAAAAUACAGACAAGAAGCAGAAGACCCAAAAGGUUAAGUCAAAGACACUGACUGUGGAAGCUAAGAAGCAUCUGGCCAGUGUCAGAGUUAUCCAGAGAAACCUGGUCUACAUAAUUGGGCUACCUGCAAAUUUAUGCAAUGAGAGUGUACUUGAGCGCAGGGAAUACUUUGGUCAGUAUGGAAAGGUUUUGAAGGUUUCAGUUUCUCGUCCAACUGGGGCUCCUUCCCAGCAGACAUCAACGAACAACGGUAUCAGCGUAUAUAUUACUUAUGCCAAAGAAGAAGAGGCCAUCCGGUGUAUUCAGGCUGUACACAAUUUUGUCUUGGAAGGGAAAGUGCUAAGAGCAUGCUUUGGCACCACGAAAUAUUGCCAUGCAUGGCUGCGGAACAUGACAUGUGGGAAUCCAGAUUGUCUCUAUUUGCAUGAUGUAGGCAGUCAGGAGGAUAGUUUCACUAAAGAUGAGAUAAUCUCAGCUUAUACCAGGAGUAGGGUUCCUCAAAUGGCGUCUAGUGUUUCCCAAAGACGUGCAGGAACUGUAUUGCCUCCUCCAGCAGAGGAUUUCUCUUACAGUGCGGUGGUUUCAGCCAAACAUACAAUCAAGAAUGGAACAACUAAUACCACAGGCCAGUCAAGACUGUCACCUCCAAACAGUAGUUCAGGGAGGUCCACGCUUCCAUCAGCUACUUCAUGGGGGCAUCGUGAUUUGAACACACGGACAACCGCGACUGAGGUGGCGUCCUCACAAUCUCUUACUAAAUCAAAAGCAGAGGCGCAUAGUAAUUCACUUUCAAGUUCUUCUAUGAUUUCGAAUUCAAGACUACCUUCUUCAUGGAAUGAUGAUACAAGCACAGUACUGAAAAUGACUGAAGGACGGCAAGUAUCAGAACGAGAUAGUUUGUCUAAAACCUUGAAGCCAUAUAGACCUGGUAUUGCAAAGGAAACCCAAGCUGUGACAUCAUUGGAGUCUUCGUUGGACAUAGACUUUUCUACAAUACCUUCAGCCUGGAAUGAUGAUGAAGUUGUAGCAUCAGAUGAGACUUCAAAAGGAAGUGAGGAAAAGCAAGUUGUAAAUGGAAAGUUUUUUCCUUCAGCAUCCUCAAAACCAACGGAACCGGGCCAGAUUGGGUCUAAGUCAUCAACAUCACCAAAGAAUGGCGAAGCCGUAAACAGUUCCAAGCAAAAUCUUGCAGAUUGUGUGCCACAUUCAGCAAUAUCUGGUUCUGUUUUAAAGAGGGAUGAGGGUGAGAAUAGACCUGGGGACACAGAAGUCGAGAAGUUGUCUGUUGGGGUAACUUCAGUAACUUUAGAUAGCAAAGAUACAGUUCAUAGUAUGGAAGAAAACCAACAGCUGGGUGCAGUUCCCAACACUUCCGCCGUGGUGCCUUUAAGUCAAAGUUUGAAGAAGGAACAAUCUCAUUUGAAGCUUGCUGGGCUUUCAUCAUCAGAAAAUAAGGACCCUGUACUUUCUUGUCAAUCUAGUUCUGAUAAGCAUCUUGACUGGAGCUCAGAGCUGCAAAGUUGUCGUGUGGCUUCUCCUUUGAAUGACAUAUGGAAUUCUUCUGUGGCCACUGAUAAACCCCAUGCCACUGCUAACACAUCACAUAUUUCUUUGUGGAAUGAUAAAGAAAUUAACCCUACUUCGACAAGUGAUGGUAGAACUUCUGGCACCAUGCUGCAAACCAGGUUAUCUUCAACUGAAAAUGCUUCUACCAUGUUGAAUGGACGUCGUGAGGGGCUAGGACCUAUGUAUACACCUGAUAUGGUUUCUGAACAUUCUGGUAUGCGAAACCACCAGCAUAGAGCACUGGAUGCAGCAAGAAAUGAUAACAUAGGCAGUUUUGGCAACGCUGUAAGUGGAAAUAAAGACGAGGGCAGCAUAAUUUCUGAUAUAUUGUCUUUGGAGUUUGAUCCAUGGGAUGAGUCGUAUUCAACUGCGAACAAUUUUGUUAAGAUGCUUAAUGAAUCUGAAAAGAACGAUGCACUUUUCAACGCACCUUCAUGGAAAUCAAAAGGCACCAGUAAUGAGUCUAGAUUUUCGUUUGCUAGACAGGAUAACCAACGGAACUUCCAAGAUUCAUCUUUCAGAAAUUGUGGCACUGAUCAGAAUUUUAGCUUGCUAUCCCAGAAUUCUCAUGGCAACAGCUAUCAGAAUGGUGUUGCAUUCCAAUCGCCGGAGGAAGAUUUUUCAAAGAGCAAUCCUCUUGCUAUGUCAGAUAUAGCAACUGCUGGGUCUUCAAGGUCUAAAAUAUCUGCACCUCCUGGAUUCGCGGCACCAGCUAGAGUCCCACCUCCUGGAUUUUCAUCUCAGGACGGGUUGAAUCCCCCACCUGGAUUUUCUUCAGGAUUCUCAUCUCAGGAUAUGUUGAAUCACCCUCAUGGAUAUCCUUCGGGAUUUCCAUCUCAGGCUGGAUCUAAUCCCCCUCAUGGAUUUUCAUCUCAGGCUGGGUCGAACCCGUCUCGUGGAUUUAAUUCUGGAUUUUCAUCCCAGGAUGGGUCUAACAAUAUUCCUCCUGGGUUUUCUUCUGCGUUUUCUGCUGGGUUUUCAUCCCAGAAUGGGUCUAACCAGGCGUAUGGCUCCACAUUCUCAGAAACUCGUCUACUUGAUAAUCUUUUUGGUAGCCACACCAAUCAGUAUCAACCUCAGAUAUCUAGACACACAAGUGACAUAGAAUUUAUUGAUCCUGCUAUAUUGGCUGUGGGCAAAGGGCGGAUGCCAGGAGUUAGUGAUUCAGGGUUGGAUUUGAAAAACACUCCUUUUCCAGCACAAUUGCAGACAUCGAAUAAUGAUCCAAGACUUCAACUACUUAUGCAGCAGAGCAUGCCCUCUCAUCAAAACCUCAGAUAUACUGACCAUGUUCAAGAUGCAUUCAACCCUAUUCAGAAUGAUAAUUAUCUGACAUCCCGACUUCUGCCACAGAACCAUGGUUCUCUAUCCCCUUAUGCACAGAUGUCACUCCAACAACCUAGAAACUCACAGCUUGCAAAUGGUCACUGGGAUGGCUGGAGUGAUUUGAGACAGGGGAAUAAUGUUCCCAUGUCGGACAUGUCAAGGAUGUUAUAUCCAACUGAAGCUAACAACUUUCACAUGCUGGGUUCAAAUGAUAUGUAUAACAGAACCUUUGGACUUUAA
Triticum turgidum subsp. durum (durum wheat) is the source of this 3375-nucleotide messenger RNA. NCBI's taxonomy places the organism in Eukaryota, Viridiplantae, Streptophyta, Magnoliopsida, Poales, Poaceae. The record is from the annotation of a GenBank genome assembly.